Molecule: messenger RNA, 843 nt
Organism: Fonsecaea erecta
Lineage: Eukaryota; Fungi; Ascomycota; Eurotiomycetes; Chaetothyriales; Herpotrichiellaceae
Exons: 1
Coding region: 1-843 (280 amino acids)
Source: RefSeq, a predicted model, not a curated record
AUGGCUGUUCUACCGCUCAUUCAUCAUCCAAUACCGACCCUCUUGCGAGAAUUGCCCGAUCCUGCUCCCCUGCCAGCUUAUCUCUUCUUCACCUCACACUCCGGAUCAGCCACUCAAGUCUCUCCAGAGGGAAUCUUCUGCGGGUCGUGGGCGCGGCCUGGUGCACACUUUCUGAAGCAGUGGGUGCACGACACACCUGAACAGCACUUCGCGAACCAUUUCGACAAAGAUUCCCUAUAUCCCACCAUGUUCAUCUCGACCACACCGGAAUUUCUCAGGGCAGUCCAGAUUGCAGUCCGACACUAUAGAUAUGGUCGUCACGGCAUCAAGAUCACAGUCAUUGAUGUCGAAAAGGCAAGGCAGUCAUAUCACGACAUCACGAAUGCCCGUGACAUCGUGCGACGCUUGAAUUGGGAUGAGGAGGACGCAGUCAAGUUCAAGUCCGAGUGGCUGUUUCUGGGACGAGUCAAAGCUUGCGCCAUCGUACACCAGAUCGAUUUGGACGCGAGGUUUUUUGAGUUCCUUUGCCGUCUCUUUCCCACGUUCAACAACGAACUCUAUCUCCGCGAGUUGCGAUCCAAUAUUGCCAAGGACUUUUGCAUAUCUAAUCCAUACCCAUACGAGCAGCCCAACCAAGGAAAGGACGACGCCGAAAAAUGUGCUACACUGGCUAACCGGUUAGGACCUUGGAUGCGCGAGAAGGGGGAUGUCUAUGAGGUAAUAGUUCGGCAGAUCAGAAGUUGGAAAGAUGAUAUGAUGGAAGCUGAGAUCGAAGCUGAUGUCGAAUACCGGCGGGACUUCCAGGACACCUUCAACUCUUGGGUCCACCCUGUGUUUUGGUAG